Messenger RNA from Fulvia fulva, 897 nucleotides. RefSeq names its product Transcription factor tau subunit. The coding region runs from base 1 to 897 and encodes 298 amino acids. The record is from RefSeq and is a predicted model, not a curated record. NCBI's taxonomy places the organism in Eukaryota, Fungi, Ascomycota, Dothideomycetes, Mycosphaerellales, Mycosphaerellaceae. The transcript is spliced from 4 exons.
AUGGUCUUGGAGGUGAUCUAUGUGGUCAGACAUGGCUACAGAUCGAACUGGCACGUCGACCCGUCAACUGGCCACUACAACUCGAAUGUGCCAUCGCCCACCGGUAUCGUCGCGGACCCAGCCCUUGCCAGCUACGGCGUGAAGCAAGCAGAAGAACUCGGCAAACACCUCGAGACCGUGGACCCAACAGUCGACCUGAUCUACAGCUCACCCUUCUACCGCUGCAUCCAUACCCUCAAGCCCUUCGUCAGCGCCAAAGCUGAACGCGAAGGCAAAGACACCAUCAAGGUCUACGUCGAACCAGGUGUAGGAGAGUUCUAUGGUCUCGCGCGCUUCGAUCAUCCUUCACCCGCACCGAUCGAGGAACUCAACCGCCACUUCGACCACCUGCAAGCCGUUAAGCCACCAAGUAUUGUCCCGAGCACGAAGGGCGAGAGCAUUCCUCAACUCCACGACCGCGUUGCAUACGCUCUCCAGCACAUCAUCGCUCGCGCAGAUGCCGACCCAGCCGGUCCCAAGACGCUGCUCAUCUGCACCCAUGCUGCUGCCAUGAUCGCCAUCGGUCGUACUCUGACUGGACGUAUGCCAGAGGAUGAAGGCGAGGAGGACUUCAAGUGCUUCACCUGCAGCUUCAGCAAAUUUGUGCGGCGGCAGCAGCCCAUCACGGAUGGCACCAACGGCGCAAAGGCGAACGGCACACAGCUCAACAGCGACUGGACACCUGAAUCACCCGACCAGGUCCCUGACAUUGGCUGGCGCAACGGGAAUGGUGUCUCAGGGGGCUGGCACUGCGAGAUCAAUGGCGACUGCUCCUUCCUGGCUGGUGGUGAGGAGAGAGGAUGGAACUUUGACAUUGAGAAGGCGCAAGCCGGCAAAGUCACUGGCUCAGAGUUUUGA